AUGGACCUCUCUCGAGUUAUCAAGCCGUGGAAGCUGGAACCUCCGAAGACCCGGCUCUUCGUUAACGCCACUAUAAUCGAUCCCGUCGAGGGUAAAUUGAUUCCAAAUGCUACAGUUCGGAUAGAAGGCGGUUCGAUCGUUCGAAUUGAUUUCGAAAAUAAUCCUGUAGCAAAAGAGAACAUCCCGGAGGAAGACGUGAUUGACCUCAGUGGGAAGUAUCUUUGCCCCGGUCUGAUCGAUUGCCAUGUGCACAUCGCAGUGACACCCGGCGAGGCCGAUCUACGGGCAUACAACGAUAUGACAGAAAGAAUGAGUCUGCUGCGACAGCCACACGUGCUCAAAACCAUGCUGGAACGUGGUUUCACCUCGAUCCGCGACUGUGGCGGUGCCAGUCUAGCCAUGAAGGAGGCAGUUGAGGAGGGUGUUCUCCCCGGCCCGAGACUGUUCAUUGCGGGAUUUGCACUUUCUCAGACUGGUGGCCAUGGAGAUAUGCGCGGUCCGCACAGCACACAGCUGUGCUGUGGCGGAUCUAUUUCAGGAAUUAGCAGAAUUGUCGACGGGCCCGCCGAGUGUUAUAAAUUUGCACGCGACGAGCUUCGGCAGGGUGCUGAUUUUAUUAAGAUCAUGGGCGGUGGAGGCGUCGCAAGUCCAACUGAUCGCAUUGAACAUGUUCAGUUCUCGGACGAAGAGAUCAAGGCCAUUGUCACUGUUGCGCAGAACGCAGGCACUUACGUGACUAGCCAUAGCUAUACUCCCCAAGCUAUCCAGCAAGCAGUCAAGCUAGGCGUCCGUGGAAUCGAACAUGGAAACCUCAUCGACCUGGAGACAGCUAAAUUGAUGGCUGAAAAGAAUGCAUUCCUGACUCCGACUCUCAUCGCUCAUGUGAUGUCGAAGCAGAUGAAUUUUCUGUCGCCCGAUGGUGCCGCGAAGAAUGACGAAGUUCUCCAAAAGGGAUUAAGAGCGAUGAAGAUGGCAGUCGAUGCCGGUGUGACCGUCUGUUUCGGUACUGAUCUUCUGGGUCCGAUGCAUUUCGCCCAGAGCAAGGAGUUCUCCGUCCGCAGCCAAGUUCUGUCUCCGGUGCAGAUUCUGCGUAGCGCGACGGUCAAUGCCGCUCGCCUACUCAUGCAAGAGAAACGUCUUGGGCAGAUUCAGGAGGGAUUUGCCGCUGAUUUGUUGAUCCUGGAUGCCAACCCAUUAGAAGAUAUCACCGUUUUGGAUCGGGCCGAGCAAAUCAUCAAGGGCGUGGUUAAAGAUGGGCGGGUGAUGAAAUCACGAUGGCAGAAGCUGCAAGCAGAUGUAUAA
Molecule: messenger RNA, 1302 nt
Organism: Penicillium macrosclerotiorum
Lineage: Eukaryota; Fungi; Ascomycota; Eurotiomycetes; Eurotiales; Aspergillaceae
Product: metal-dependent hydrolase family protein
Exons: 1
Coding region: 1-1302 (433 amino acids)
Molecular function (GO): hydrolase activity, acting on carbon-nitrogen (but not peptide) bonds
Source: RefSeq, a predicted model, not a curated record